CUUAGCAGUGCGCAUGCGCACUGACCGGACCAACCGGAAAUUUACGCCUGUACCGCUAUCUGAGCAUAGGAAACAACAUAUCGGACGGCGCAUGUCGGAUUGUAUUGCUGAUUAGAAAUAUGUUACUUAAAUGAACUUAGCAAACAGUUCUUGGCAUUUCGGUAUUUCCCCAUUCAAGCAGAUAGGAGUUGAUUUUGCAUGAGCAAAACAGCGGCCCGGAGGCGAUUAAAAUAUGGCCACCGAGUGAACUGAGUUCACAAGAAACGGACUUUAACUACAGUGACACCAGAGAGCAGAUGAACGGGUCGGUCGGGCCAAUGCGAGUGUUGGUGACGGGCGGCAGUGGGCUGGUGGGGCGAGCGAUAGAGCGGGUGGUGAAAAAGGAGGGCGAAGAGAGAGAAGGAGAAGAAUGGAUAUUCCUGUCAUCCAAAGAGGCCAAUCUUAUGAGCGCUGAAGAGACGAGAGCAGCCUUCGAGAAACAUCAUCCGACGCACGUCAUUCAUUUAGCCGCAAUGGUGGGCGGGCUCUUCAGAAACAUGAGACAGAACCUGGACUUCUGGAGGUAUAAUGUGUUUAUCAAUGACAACGUGCUGCAGGCGGCUCAUGAGUUCGGUGUGGUGAAGGUCGUUUCUUGUCUUUCCACGUGUAUCUUUCCAGAUAAAACCACCUACCCUAUAGAUGAAACCAUGAUCCACAACGGUCCGCCUCAUGAGUCUAAUUUUGGUUAUGCUUUCGCCAAACGCAUGAUUGAUGUCCAGAACAGGGCGUAUUUUCAGCAGUACGGUCUGCGAUACACAGCCGUCAUCCCCACAAAUGUAUUUGGACCCCAUGACAACUUCAACAUUGAUGACGGUCACGUCCUGCCAGGGUUGAUCCACAAGACAUACCUGGCAAAGAAGGAAGGUAAACCUCUGCAGGUCUGGGGUUCGGGUCGCGCUCUGCGGCAGUUCAUCUAUUCUCUGGAUCUGGCUCGUCUGUUUCUGUGGGUUCUGAGGGAGUACGACGAGGUGGAGCCCAUCAUUCUGUCAGUUGAUGGAUGGGAUAAAAACCUCUCUCUUCAGCGCACUACGAUCCCCCGCUACACCUGUCUACUGCCCAUCCUACCAGAUGUGGCUACAUCUGUUUGCGCUACUAGUAAAGCAGACGGUCAGUUCAAGAAAACCGCCAGUAACGCCAAACUACGCAAAUACCUGCCAGACUUCAAGUUCACGCCGUUCAGAGCUGCUGUCAAGGAGACGUGUGAUUGGUUUGUGGCCAAUUAUGACGCCGCCCGUAAAUGAAGAUCUUCACAUCUGAUUGGCUGUGGGGAGCUUGAACACUGUUCGAUGCGGGAACCCGAACAAUGGCUGAUCAAACACCUUGAACAACACUUUAUAAUUUUUACAAAGACAAACUCAUGGAACACUGCCGUCUAAGCCCUCUUUUCAUGUUUAUUUAAAGUUCUUCUUCAAAUAUAUUCAUUUUACAGGAAUGCAACUACUAAAUCUGCACAAUGCUGCGUUUUCAAAUGCAUUUAUUAGAUGCAUAAACUGCUUCAGACAGCACUGCAUGAGCUAGCGGCACCAUCUAGUGGCUACGUGCGGGACAUCCUUUGUAUCUCAACUAAGGUUUAAAGGGGUCAUAUGAUGCGAUUUCAAGUUUUCAUUUCUCUUUGGAGUGUUACAAGC
This is a messenger RNA of Sinocyclocheilus rhinocerous, 1667 nucleotides long. RefSeq names its product GDP-L-fucose synthase-like. Bases 297 to 1280 code for a protein of 327 amino acids. The record is from RefSeq and is a predicted model, not a curated record. Gene Ontology annotation, biological process: nucleotide-sugar biosynthetic process. Lineage: Eukaryota; Metazoa; Chordata; Actinopteri; Cypriniformes; Cyprinidae. Gene Ontology annotation, molecular function: GDP-L-fucose synthase activity. The transcript has 9 exons.